Molecule: messenger RNA, 7181 nt
Organism: Porites evermanni
Lineage: Eukaryota; Metazoa; Cnidaria; Anthozoa; Scleractinia; Poritidae
Source: the annotation of a GenBank genome assembly
UUAAGUUUCGCUUUUACUUGAGAAGCUUCGUCCCCAGGUAAUGAGUUAGUUGUGGUUUCCGCUAUGAAACCUUUUCAGUGCACAGAUUGCUCGAAGCGGUUUAAAACAGAUAAUAGCCGUGCUGAUCAUCAAAAAGCCGUACAUGGUGGGCCAGUCAUGGCUUCGCGAUCAGUGAAACCUUUUCCUUGUACGGUCUGCUGGAAGCGGUUUACCACAGAUAAAGGCCGAGAGGAUCAUAUGAAAAACCCAAGCAAAAAGCAUGAGAAAACGAUAGGUAACAUCCAUCAAUUAUAAAACUUUUACAUACUCUGUCAAUACGUACCCAAGUCCUUAUAGUACGGUGCGAAGAGUAAGCUUUAAUACAUGUAGUAGUACUGCCAGCCUUGCAUUCAGUUUUGUUUACACGUGCUUUUGCAAAAGCCUUUGUGCAACGGACGCAAGCUGAAAGUGCUCUUUUGCAUUCUUGAGCAAUAGUUUUGUUAGCCUGCGUCGCAGACAGUCUAAAUCCCUGAUAUAGACAAUAUCGAGUUCUCUACCUGGGUCUCGUGUGACAAGUUCGGCUACAACGCAGGCUAUUGCCCGUACUUUGGAAAAUCCAAGGCACGUGAGGGAAAGGUCCUAUCACUUCCAGAUAUAGUCUCCUUCGCAGCCGUUAUUAGGGUCGUCACGCAACGCUCCUCCCCACUAGUGGGGAGGAGCGUUGCGUGACGACCCUAAUAACGGCUUCGAAGGAGACUAUUCCGGAUAGCGUCCGUCGCUGAAAAGCGCCUUAGCUUGCCUUUCUUUCCGAAGGAGAAAAGUUGCAUAUCUUGCAUAACUUUCUAUACUCCCAGAUAUAAACUUCCUUGGUACCUUGGUGUUUUUCAAGUCCCACUGGAUUGAAUCGAAACUGAAAGCAAAAUUGCUUCCCACAGGCUAUGACGUAAUUUUUUGGUUGCUAAUUAGGUUAGGUGGGGAAGGGUUGUUAAGCUGAGGGAGGUGUGGAUGAAACGGUUCAAAUUUCAUUCAUUUUGUUUCACAAUAAUGGUCGUGCAAGGGUGAGGACAAAACAUGGACCAGGGGUCCAUGGACCCCCUCUUUGGACCGGGUCCAUGGACCACUUCAUGGACCGGGUCCAUCGACCCCCUGUCAUGGACCAGGUCCAUGGACAGUUUUUUUUAGUUUUAUAAGAAGGUUUUGCACCAGGUCCAUGGACACUCAUAAACAGAAAUAGUGCCAAAAAAAAGAUUUGACGAGACGCUGUCGACCAUUGCUCACGAUUGAUCACAAAUAUUUAGUUGUGCUUGCAUGACGAACACUCUGCUUGCACAUGUGCAGUCGCAAGACUGUUAAAUUAAGUUAAUUCAAAAGUUAUCACCAAGGGAGGAAUUACAUGCUCCGGUAAAAAGACUCGCAUCACCCUUAGAAAAACAAGCUGGAGUUAAGAAUUCAUUGCUUUUAGAGCAAUCAUGACUGAGUCACAUCGCAAUUCUCCAUAGUUGAUGUAGCUUCAGUUUAAGCUACAAUCUAUGCCACUUCUUCUUCUUCUUGAUCUGUAAAUCACUAUCUGUGAGAAUUUAUAAUCGUCCUGCUAAAAGCGCUAAGGAGCUGGGCCCAGCGUGACAAAACAUUGCAGGAAAAAGUGACAUUCAUGGACAAAAAGAAAGUGGCUUAGAAUUUUUAAGAACCAGGAUGCACUUUGGAGAAGUUAUACAACCUAAAACCCUUUAAUCAGCCGUAAUAAACAGCUUUACAUUUAAAAGAGGUAGAAAAUCAAUAUGUGUGUCACGACCUCUCAGCAUGAAAUAAGCGGCAAAAAUUCACAUUUGCUCAGUCAAAAGGUUUUCCUCCGAAGCAUAAUCUACUCAUCAGAGAAAAAAAUUCAUUGGAACAAGCAUCAUUUUGGCAUGAGGUACCGACUCCCCCCCCUUUUUUUACACUAUGUGAGCACAAUUAAACAUUACUGAUUAAUCAAGCAUUGUUUGUUGUUGUUGUUGUUUUUUAACCUUAUUUUUACACUAUUUCUGUUUUUGUUCAUUUCUCAUUAUUAAAAAAAACUGUCCAUGGACCCGGUCCAUGACAGGGGGUCCAUGGACCUGGUCCAAAGUGGGGGUCCAUGGACCCCUGGUCCAUGUUUUGUCCUCACCCGUCGUGCAAAAUAUUGUACUACGGAAUCUAGAAAAAUAACUGGGUUUAACAGAAGCCAAACAAUGUAGAAAUAUAUGAAAUUUACGUCGAUUUAAGAAAUAAUGAUAAUCGUCAAUAUACUAAUGGAGAUUAGAUUGAGGCUUUCUUUGUAUGUUGGUUUAUUUCUCCGUAAAAAAUUUUCUUCGAUGGAAGGUUCCUUUAAGCGAUUUUCAUUUUGCCUGCCCCGCAACACACUACUGCACACCACUACACGUUUGAGGGAGAAAGUUUUAGUUUAAUGGCCGUUUUUAUGCUAGAGACGUUAAAUAAGCAGGCAGACGACUUUAACGUCUGACGACUUUAACGUCUUCUGCUAAGUGCGUCCGAACGACGCACUUAACAGACGACUUUAACGUCUCUAGCAUAAAAACGGCCAAUUUGGGUUUCCAAUUCUGUCAUGGUCUGUUUGUAAGCUAUGGUCUUCCUGUAUGCUAAUAAAAGUUCUUGUCAAGGUGACAUGUUGGACAAUUGAUCUAUAAAAUUCGUAACGAAUUAAAGUAACUUAAUUUUUUCGCGUUUCAGGUGAUAUAUCUUGUUCAAAUCCAUUUUGUAAACGUAAAUUUCAGUCUCAGAACAAGUUUACCCCCAGCGCCCUAAAGCAACAUUUGAAAAACCCAGGCAACUGGCAUGAGAGGAAAGGUAACAUUAGCAAUGAUAAAACUUUUACAUAAACGUUUAUUUAUACUCGAGUCCUAAUGUUCGGCAUGAUGAGUCAAUGAGUCAUUUAAACCGAAAAAAGAAUCCCUGAAUGCUAACCAUUAUCGAGUCAGUGUUUAACCCUGAUGCCUAAAAACUAUAGACACUCUGUAUGGGUAUUUAUGACGAAAUCGCCGAUCCUUUAUUCAACCUUUAUUCAAAAAUUUAUAGUCCUGCAACGGGGUUACCAUCACAAUUAAGUAGUGUUAAGCGGGUUGAAUUUUACUGAAAAUGUAAGGGCUUUCUUUCCCCAGGGACAAAGGGGUAGGUGGGCAGUUUCCCAGAUACCUAAAUUGAUCUUUUGUCAUUCAUGGUAAGUUUCAAAACGAAUAAGAAUGUGUGACAGGCAUUCUAAACAAAAUGAACUAGACAACCGUGACAGAUCCAUUCUAUGAAUAAGUUGCUACACUAGUCUUCCUGGUCGUGAUUCCGUUCGCUGUGGAUUCUGAAAGCAUCUCUAAAGUGAUGUUCCCAUACCUCGUACUUCCUUUAGAAGGCCAGCAUUGUGGGUAGACCUAAAAGUAGUUCAUAAAAUUCACGACAAAGGACAUUCAUGUAAACGUAAAAUUCGACUAAACCUGACCCUGAAAUCAUUACUAAUCGUCGUCAUCGCCGUCUUUGUUGUCGUUUUUGUUUGGCUGUUUUACGUUGCUGUUUAUUCACAGGCAGGCUGGUGAUGUAAAGGAAAUUCUUCAAGAUAUUGAACGCAGCCUCGACAGCCUCGCAUGGCCUUUUCCUUGGGCAGUCCUGCUACCUCACAACCAUUUCGCUGAAUUGUUUAAUUGUUUGUUUAGUUUCAGAUGAUAUAAGAGAGAAUUCUAGCCUGGAUUUGAAUAAAUUCAUAUGUGAUGAGCUACAGCCAAAUGAAGAAUUUCAUCGUCUGUUUAAUGAUGCUUUUAAUUCAUUGUACCGAAAACUUCAGACAGACUUGCAGGAUACAGAGUAUGCAACAGAGAGUACAAUUCAUGACCUGAUUAAAGUUGGUGGUAAGACAGCCCCCCGAAAACUUCAGACAGACUUGCAGGAUACAGAGUAUGCAACAGAGAAUACAAUUCAUAACCUGAUUAAGGCUGGUGGUCAGACAGCUCCCCGAAAACCUCAGACAGACUUGCAGGAUACAGAGUAUGCAACAGAGAAUACAAUUCAUAACCUGAUUAAGGUUGGUGGUCAGACAGCCCCCCUCCCCUCGCCCGAAAAGCGGGUGGUUGAGAAAGACGCCGGGAAAAAGUGUCGUUGUAGAUGUCGUUAAUUUUCACCAAUAUCCCUAGAAGAUACUGGAUAUUUUAAAAAGGACGUAGCACACUAAACAAUUAUUGGAUGAGGUUGAGCAUGAUAUCAUGCCAUCAAAACCGAGGUCUGUGUUAUCUGCCGAAGCCGAAGGCUGAGGCAGAUAAUACAGACACGAGGUUUUGAUAAUUCAUGAUAUCAUGCGAAAGCCGAAUUCAAUAAUUAUUUUAUUCUACAUUUUUCAUAAUUCAUCCUCAGAAACAGAAGCGAAGCGUUCAGCCAUUCUGUUUCUGAGGAGAACACUCCAAGGGGCUUGGUAACCAGGCAGACCUUGAACUUGACAUGAUAAAUGCAAUAUCUGCAGCAGAUAUUGCAUUUAUCAUGUCAAGUUCACAAGCUAUUGUAAAUUGAUUGAAUGCUCUCGACCAAUCAGAUUUUUCAUAGCGUGUACCUGAUGUAUAAUAAUCACAUUUAAUUGUAGAAAUGUCAAGUGAAAAUUAAAAGACAGAUACUUCUAGAUUAUAAAUCAGAACGUAACGUAACAAAUCAUAGCCUAAAUAGAGCAUGCGUUUUACUUAUACUCCUACAACACGUUAAUAGCAAAUCCAAAAUUCAAUGUUUCGGACGCCGUUGACGGCUUUUUUCCCGACUUUUUAAGGGCUCAAAACAUGGUUCGAGUUAUCCAGGGCAAAAUUAUAUAGAAAAUGACCUGAGGGGAAACAAAAAUUGGUUCGAGUUAUCGAGGGUUCGAGUUACUGAGGGUAAAAUUACAGUGAAUGUAUGACAGAAAUCCAGGGAAAUCGCAUUUGGUUCGAGUUAGCGCGAGGUUCGAGUUAGCGAGGGUUCGAGUUAUCGGGAGUCAAAUAACUACUAUGACCUCGGUCAUCUAACAUGUAAACACUUCCUGAAAGUACAAGAUAAACUAAGUCGUUCCACUAAUACAUGUAUUGGUUCCCUCUCCUUCCCUCAAUAAUGUUUCGUGGGUUUGGUUGGGCAUAAACGUCUUCAAAAUCAAUAUUGAUGGGGAAGGGGAAAAAAAAUUUGCAAGUGUUUUAACAAUUAUGACCGGGAUGUAGCUUUCAUACAAAAUCGUUGAUUCGACCACUAAAAGUUAAGAUAAGCGUAUCCGGCAGCCUAGUCCCUAGGCGUUCUCGGCUCGGUCAAUCCUGGACUCUAUCGUGAGCUGUGACGUCACCAAGAGAUACACGCCGAGAACGCGUUCUCUCGCCCGUUCUUUCCCAGACUUCGCGCGGACAACGAGGCAAGAGAGACGCCUAGGGACUAGGCUGCGUAUCCGGUACUUUUGCCCUGGAGUCUCCUUGCUAGACCUAGGGUCACCGUUGUCGUGUGGUCUCGUCAGUGUAGCACGAAAGCGAUAAAAAAUGCUGUAAGUAGAUCCUACACGCCUACAUUGUCUUUGUAGGGUGGAUCCAUAGGAAAAGGCACUGCAAUAAAAAAUGACGCCGACCUGGAUUGCGUGAUGGUCAUGAAUAGCAUUGACAACGCUUCACAGUUGAGAAAGAAACUACCCGCCAUCAAGCGUAAGCUUGAGUCAUGCUUGAGGGGCAGCAUAGGGGGCUCAUGGAAAUUGGCUUCUGAGCAGAAGGAAACGCGGUUCUCCUUGCAGUUUAGCAUGUCACGUUACCCAGGGGAGACUGUUGAGGUUGAUCUCUUGCCAACAUUUGAAGCAAACGUACGGAACAUCGAUGGUACGUACGUAACCGGAAGAGUUGCAACUUUGAGUUACUCAUAGAGUAGUUAGUGCACGGCUUUUUGAAUGGGAAGCCCCUUGAAGAAAUUCCCAGUUAACUCAACUUUCAUAACCCAACCUAACUAAACUCAUCGUACAACUGCUUUUUACCUUAUGUUAUUAUUCACCUGGUUUUCAAUAAGUCCGCAAAAUGUGCAAAAUCAGCUAAAGCUUUGUUUCGUUUUCCCUUUUUGGUCAAAUUAAUAUAUGCUUCCAGUAGGGCAAUCUCUCUUUUUUACUAGUUAUUGCAAUAUUGAUCAUAUUCAUUAUUUCAUCUUCAUCGCUUAUACUUCUCUCAUACCAUUCUAAAUUCUUGCUCUUUCCAUAAUUUGAAGAAAGGUUAUCAGUGCACUAGUACUUAGCAAACUCUACUACCGUCUAGCGUUUGGUCUAGUACAACGAAUAAGAAUAUUAAUAAAUUACAGCUUUGUAAAACUUCGCAGCUAGGGUCUUAACUCGUUUGUGUAAAUUUUAUCACAUCACUCCCGUUCUUAGAGAACUAAAAUGGCUACCUGUCUCAUCCAGGGAUGGCAUACUGGCUGAAAGGAACUGGCUCCAGACUAUCCGGCUAAAAAAUUUAAAACGAGGUCCCAAAUUCACAACAGAGACACGCGCAACAAGAAUAAGAUUGACAUUUCCGGAUACAGAACUGCCGCAGCCCAAAGGACCUUUCAUUAUCGGACCGUUUCACUCAAAUCUCUACCUGGGGAACAGUUCCUGUAAUCACAGUCCCUGCAUUAGUAGGCAGUAAUCCCCCGAUCUCCACCCCGGGGUUAAACAAUUCAUUCACAUGUAGGUGCAACAGACCUACAUAACCUUUGCGCUCGGAUUAAACGACUUAAACAAUGGUCAUUGGGUUGUUAGUCAACUGCCUAUCAGCUACAAAGAUGCGUAACAAUUUUGAGAAAUUAAUCAGACAUCAGCGUUUAGUAAAAAUACGUUUAUGAUGUUGAAUCUAUUCAUUGUCUUAGAACGAGAGAGGUUUUACAGUAAUAUGGUGCUUAAGGACGAAAAGAACUGGCGAUAUUAUUCGGCUGCCCUUGUAUUGUUUCAAAGAGACUUCGUCAUUGAACGGCCUCCACUCGUAAAAAGCCUAAUUCGAUUGGUGAAGUAUUGGCGCAAGACGUUCCUUCCAAAGAAUAGUGCUAUGCCCUCCUAUCUACUGGAGCUUCUCACAAUACAUGCCUGGGAAAAUGCAAAUCGUCCAGAGAGAUUUGACAUAAAGAUUGGCUUUAAAGCUGUUAUGGAGGUUCUUAUAAAUCACCAAAGUCUUCGUGUUUCUUGGGGAGAUUACUACAGAAAGGAUUUAAUUCCAAGCAGGUACAUUCAUGGAGUGUUUUAA